Bubalus bubalis (water buffalo) is the source of this 4809-nucleotide messenger RNA. It is a transcript of the gene MAP3K15, whose product is annotated as mitogen-activated protein kinase kinase kinase 15. The transcript is spliced from 29 exons. The record is from RefSeq and is a predicted model, not a curated record. Gene Ontology annotation, biological process: protein phosphorylation; cellular response to stress; MAPK cascade. Gene Ontology annotation, molecular function: ATP binding; MAP kinase kinase kinase activity. Lineage: Eukaryota; Metazoa; Chordata; Mammalia; Artiodactyla; Bovidae. The coding region runs from base 213 to 4238 and encodes 1341 amino acids.
UCCCGCCUCCCGCCCGAGUCUUCAAAGGGCGCUCGGGGGCUGCGGGGCAGGAGCUUCCGCGUGCGACCCAGGGGCCCCGCCGUCACCUGUCCGUCGCGGGGCCACUGGCGGGCGCUGGGUCCCCCCAACUCCCUUCCCGCGUCCCGGGAGCAGGUGCCGCCGCCGGCCACUCGCGCCGAGGUGGGACCAGGAAGGGCGAGCCCGGCGGCCACAUGGAGAGCGGCGGCGGGGCGACCCCGGCGGGGGCGGUCGGGGCGGCGGCCGAGCCCCCCCAGUGCCCGCUGCCGCCGGUGGGCGAGGGCGUGGCGGAGCCGCCGGGCCCGCCGGAGCCCGAGGGGGCGGCCGAGGGCGCGGGGGUUGGAGGCGAGGGCGGGGGCGCGGGUGGGCCGCGGCGGGCGCUGCGGGCAGUAUACGUGCACAACGAGAGCCCCCAGGGCGGCGCGGCCGGCGGCCCCGAGGCGGGGGCGCGCCAGUGCCUGCUGCGGGCCUGCGAGGCUGAGGGCGCUCACCUCACCUCCGUACCCUUCGGGGAGCUCGACUUCGGGGAGACGGCCGUGCUCGACGCCUUCUACGACGCAGAUGUUGCUGUGGUGGACAUGAGCGAUGUUUCCAGACAACCUUCACUAUUCUACCAUCUUGGAGUCCGUGAAAGCUUCGACAUGGCCAAUAACGUGAUCCUGUACCAUGACACCGAUGCUGACACUGCUCUUUCUUUGAAGGAUAUGGUAACUCAAAAAAACACAGCAUCCAGUGGAAAUUAUUAUUUCAUCCCAUACAUCAUGACACCAUGCGCUGAUUAUUUUUGCUGUGAGAGUGAUGCCCAGCGGCGUGCCUCGGAGUACAUGCAGCCCAACUGGGACACCCUCCUCGGUCCACUGUGUGUGCCUCUGGUGGACAGGUUUACUAGCCUUCUCAAGGACAUCCAUGUGACCUCAUGUGCUUAUUACAAAGAAACCUUGUUAAAUGACAUCCGGAGAGCCAGAGAGAAAUACCAGGGUGAUGAACUGGCCAAGGAGCUGGCUCGGAUCAAACUCCGCAUGGAUAACACUGAGGUUCUGACCUCAGACAUCAUCAUUAAUUUACUGCUGUCCUAUCGUGAUAUCCAGGACUAUGAUGCAAUGGUGAAGCUGGUAGAAACACUGGAGAUGCUGCCUACGUGUGAUUUGGCUGACCAGCAUAACAUUAAAUUCCACUAUGCGUUUGCACUGAAUAGGAGAAACAGCGAAGGUGAUCGUGAGAAGGCCCUGCAGGUCAUGCUCCAGGUUCUGCAGAGCUGUGACCACCCGGCCCCCGACAUGUUCUGCCUCUGUGGGAGGAUCUACAAGGACAUCUUCUUAGAUUCAGGCUGCAAAGAUGAUGCCAGCAGAGACAGCGCCAUCAAAUGGUAUCGCAAAGGGUUUGCGCUCCAGCCAUCUCUCUAUUCAGGAAUCAACCUUGCGGUAUUGCUGAUAGUUGCUGGACAACAAUUUGAAACUUCCAUGGAACUGAGGAAAAUAGGUGUCCGGCUGAACAGUUUGUUGGGAAGAAAAGGCAGCUUGGAGAAAAUGAACAGCUACUGGGAUGUAGGUCAGUUCUUCAGUGUCAGCAUGUUGGCCAGUGAUGUGGGGAAGGCUGUCCAGGCAGCAGAGAGGUUGUUCAGACUGAAACCUCCCGUCUGGUACCUGCGGUCAUUAGUUCAGAACUUGUUGUUAAUUCAGCGUUUCAAGAAACCCAUUAUUGAACAUUCACCCAGGCAAGAACGGCUGAACUUCUGGCUAGAUAUAAUUUUUGAGGCAACAAAUGAAGUUACUAAUGGACUCAGAUUUCCAGUGCUGGUGAUAGAACCAACCAAAGUCUACCAGCCUUCAUAUGUCUCCAUAAACAGUGAAGCUGAGGAGAGGACCGUUUCUCUGUGGCAUGUCUCACCCACGGAAAUGAAACAAAUUCAUGAAUGGAAUUUUACAGCCUCUUCCAUUAGAGGAAUAAGCAUAUCCAAGUUCGACGAACGGUGUUGUUUUCUUUACGUCCAUGAUAAUUCUGAUGACUUUCAAAUCUACUUUUCCACUGAAAACCAGUGCAGUAGGUUUUGCUCUUUGGUCAAAGAGAUGAUAGCCAAUGGAAUGGGCAGCACAGUGGAGCUGGAGGGAGAGACUGAUGGGGAUACCUUAGAGUAUGAGUACGACCAUGAUGAGAAAGGUGAGCGAGUGGUACUUGGGAAGGGCACGUAUGGAGUCGUGUACGCUGGCAGAGAUCUGAGCAAUCAAGUGCGAAUAGCCAUCAAAGAAAUUCCAGAGAGAGACAGCAGGUACUCCCAGCCUCUGCACGAGGAGAUCGCCCUGCACAAGUACCUCAAGCACCGCAACAUUGUUCAAUACCUAGGCUCCGUGUCCGAGGACGGCUACCUCAAGAUAUUUAUGGAGCAGGUGCCUGGGGGAAGCCUUUCAGCUCUUCUGCGAUCAAAGUGGGGGCCAAUGAAGGAGCCCACCAUCAAAUUCUACACCAAGCAGAUCCUGGAAGGCCUCAAAUACCUGCACGAAAACCAGAUUGUGCACAGAGACAUCAAGGGUGAUAACGUUCUGGUGAACACCUAUAGUGGAGUGGUGAAGAUCUCCGAUUUUGGCACCUCGAAACGUCUUGCAGGAGUGAAUCCGUGUACAGAGACUUUUGCUGGCACGCUGCAGUACAUGGCACCUGAGAUUAUCGAUCAAGGCCCUCGUGGGUAUGGUGCCCCAGCUGAUAUCUGGUCCCUGGGCUGCACCAUCAUUGAGAUGGCCACCAGCAAGCCUCCAUUCCAUGAGCUCGGUGAGCCACAGGCAGUGAUGUUCAAGGUGGGGAUGUUUAAGAUCCACCCAGAGAUUCCAGAAACCCUCUCAGCUGAAGCCAGAGCCUGCCUUUUAUCCUGUUUUGAGCCUGACCCCCACAAACGCGUCACCGCCGCAGGCCUGCUCCAAGAGGGCUUCUUCAGGCAGGUGCACAAGGUCAAGAAGAACCGGAUUGCUUUCAAGCCGGCAGAGGGUCCCCGGGGCGCUGUGCUGACCCUGCCCCCGUCCGGAGAGCUGCCGGGCAGCAGCAGCAGCGAGCAUGGCUCCGUCUCCCCAGACUCCGACGCCCAGCCCGACCCGUUCUUUGAGAAGUCCCGGCCCGACCCAUUCUUCGAGAAGUCCCGGCUGCCGGUGCAGCGGCUCAGCCACCUGCUCAGUGUUCCUGAUGAGAGUUCGGCCUUGGAGGACCGAAGCGCAGCCUCGUCCCCUGAAGACAGGGACCCGGGCCUUUUCCUGCUGCGAAAGGACAGUGAGCGCCGUGCCAUCCUUUACAAAAUCCUCUGGGAGGAGCAGAAUCAGGUGGCUUCCAACCUGCAGGAGUGCGUGGCCCAGAGUUCAGAAGAGUUGCAUCUCUCAGUCGGCCACAUCAAGCAAAUCAUUGCAAUCCUGAGAGACUUCAUCCGCUGCCCGGAGCACAGGGUGAUGGCAUCCACAAUAUCAAAGCUCAAGGUGGAUCUGGACUUUGACAGCUCAUCCAUCAAUCAGAUUCACCUGGUACUGUUUGGAUUUCAGGAUGCUGUAAAUAAAAUCUUGAGGAACCACUUAAUUAGGCCCCACUGGAUGUUUGCAAUGGACAACAUCAUCCGACGAGCAGUGCAGGCUGCGGUCACCAUCCUCAUCCCAGAGCUCCAAGCCCACUUUGAGCCCACCUCAGAGACCGAAGGCAUGGAAAAGGACACAGAUGAGAUGGAAGAGGACUAUCCCCCCGCAGACCUGCCUGCAAGCAAGGCACAGGUGGCACAUGGAUGGAGCGAGCCAGCUUCAGCAGCUGCCCAGGAGGCCCCACCCCAGCAGCACCUGAGCUUUCAGCUGAGCAAGCUGAGGCAGGAGACCAGCAGACUUUUGGAACACCUGGUUCAAAAAGAGAUAGAGUACCAGAAUCUUCUACGGCACAUCCUAGAACAGAAAACUCAAGAAUUAUACUACCUUCGGUUACAAUUCACCUCCAAUGAGAACUCAGUAUCCCCUCCUGGGUCUCAGGAGCAGCAAACAGAUAAAGAGCUUGUCGAUUGGUUGCAACUGCAAGGAGCGGAUACGAGAACAAUUGAAAAGAUUCUUGAAGAGGGUUACACACUGUCUGAUAUUCUUAAUGAUAUCACUAAGGAAGACCUAAGGUACCUUAGACUACGCGGUGGUCUUCUCUGCAGGCUCUGGACUGCAGUCUCCCAGUACAGAAGACGGGCUCAGGGGGCGCCAGCAACCCAAGAUGAGGCUUAAUAAUCAGCCACGCGGGGAAUAGAGGGAGCCCAGAGCUGACAUCUUUGUUAAAGCUUCUGUUACAUACACACCAAUCCUGCUGUGAUUCCACAAGGAAAACACCACUGUUCAUUGAACAAAUUUAAGAACUUGAAGUUCUAAAGAAUUAUGGAAAAAAUGUUAAUAUUUCUCAACAUGUUUUAAAGGUGAGGAGAACUGUAUGUAUUUUGAGAACUGUGAUUGUAAAACUUGGUCUUGACAUCCCAAAGUAUUAUGGGAUUCUUUAACUUCAAACAUUUGCUGAAAAGGUGGAACAAUAGGUGUUUAACAAAAAGGCUUGGAAUCACUGUUUCAGUUAUACAUUCCAUACAUUAACUGGAAUUGCACUUAAAAUUAGAAAAAAAUCGAUAAGACUAUGCCUUGUAUUUAAUAAUGUUUGAUAUGAAUGUAAAUAGACAACUGUUAAGAAAAUAGCUUCAUAUUUAUAUUGGAUGUAUAAACGGAGAAAACUAACUUAUUUGGCCUUUGAAAUUAAGUAGAAUUGUCCUUCCACCCCUGCCAAGUUAUAAUAAAUUGUGUUUUAUUAACGAGA